AUGAUUCCACAAACACCAAACACAGAUUUGUCAUCAUCCGAAGCAUCAUCUGCUUCAAUGGUGGAUGAUGAUGCAAUGAACAUCGUUUUGUCAUCCUCCUCAACCAAUUCUAUCUCAAGUACUUCCUCUCUUCCUCUCAUAAAAGAAGGAGAUACAAUUCUCAUUAAAUUAAACAGCGGUUCAAUGAUUUUACAACAACAUGUAAAACCCGAAACACAAGUCAAAAUUGGAAAGAAACAAACCAUCGCAUUGAAACAUUUAAUUGGCCAGCCCUAUUAUGCAUAUUAUGAGGUAAUAGGCCCAUCAUCAGACUCGAGCGACGGAGAUGGUCAAUCGGAAAAAGACAAGAAGAAGAACAACAAAUCAUCUUCCUCUGUUCUCAUUAAACGCAUGUUGUACGAUCCUGAUAAAGAAGAAGCCAUGACUUUUGAACCAGGUGAUGAGGAACAAAGUGCCGAAGAACAACAAAUGGAUGAUGAAGAAAAACUAAAUAGAUUAAUUGACGAUAACAGAUCUCAAACUUUGACACAAGAUGAAAUUUUAGAGUUGAAAAAACAAGGUGUUGAAGGAAAGGAAAUUAUCAACAAAUUAAUUGAGGGAAGUAAAUCAUUCCAAGUUAGGUCACAAUUCUCUCAGCAAAAAUAUCUCAAAAGAAAGAAGAAGAAAUAUCUUACCUAUUUUAAAGUCAUUGAUCCAUCCGCAUAUGAUAUUUGUGAUUUCUACUUUAUCAAGAAUCCAGAAAAAAUUAGUCAUAUGAGGGUUGAUGGUUUGGCACAACUUUUGACACUAGGUUCUGUUUUUCCCAAUAGAAAGGUCAUGGUCAUGGAAACAUGUAUGGGUUUAGUGACAGCGGCUGUUUUUGAAAGAAUUGGACAAUAUGGUGAAAUUAUUCGAGUAUGUCCUGAUGACAUGAUAGGUAAACAUGUUCAUGCAGUAACAUACCUCAAUAUCCAUAAGGGAGUUGCCAAUGCAGUGAUUAAGGACGUCUCCUUUGGAAAAUUAGCUUAUGUCAGAAAUUCAGAGACAAAUGCAAUGCAAGAUGAAGCUGUUGUGAGCGAGGAAUAUUUGGUCGACUGUUUAUUGAUUGCCACUAAUCAAUUCGAUCCAUUGUCUGUUCUUUCCAACUUGUAUCCUUUUUUAAGAGAGUCAGGAACUUUUGCUAUUUAUUCUUCCUACAGAGAGUGUCUUGAACAAUGUCACAACAAACUCAAGGAAGAUAAAUCAGCAGUUUUGGUUCAAUUAACAGAGACAUGGAUGAGAGAAUACCAGGUAUUACCAAAAAGAACUCAUCCAAUGAUGACAACAUCAAGCUCAAGCGGUUACAUUCUUUCAGGAAUAAAAACCUUCGUCUAA
Naegleria fowleri is the source of this 1353-nucleotide messenger RNA. RefSeq lists its product as uncharacterized. Lineage: Eukaryota; Heterolobosea; Eutetramitea; Acrasida; Naegleriidae. The coding region runs from base 1 to 1353 and encodes 450 amino acids. The transcript has a single exon. Gene Ontology annotation, cellular component: tRNA (m1A) methyltransferase complex; nucleus. The record is from RefSeq and is a predicted model, not a curated record. Gene Ontology annotation, biological process: tRNA methylation.